AUGGCAACAAUAACAACAACAACGAGUGCCCCCUCCGCAGCCAACUGGGAACCUCUGGUGCUCGAAAGCGACAUACCAGGGUACCCGGUUCAAGUCUCGGGGCCGACACAAUCGCGCUACAAUGCCCACGGACACCUGUUCUCGUCGCCCUUCUGGUCGGCCACGUACAAUGUGGGUCGUCGCUUCGGCCAGAUGAACAGCGCGUCUAUGGAGUUCCUGUUACGGGUCGUGACAGGCAUUCUCUCCUUCUUGAUGGUCCCCAUCGCCCUCAUCUUGAUUCCCUUUGGCAUCCUGCUACGCGCAACUGCUGUCGCUGCGGGCAAGAAGGACCUCACCUUUGUACGACCACCUGACGAAGCCUACGAGGCCGCUGCGGUGGUGCUGCGAACGCAGAACCUGGGCUUCAUUCCCCACGUGAGUCCAGUAAAUGGUCUCGCCAUCCCGCCCAAGCGCGCCCCGGCAAUGCUGCGAGAUGUGAAGAGCGGCCGUGACGACAUCAUCUGUCUGCAGGAGCUCUUCGAUCUCACCGUCAUCAAUAGAGUGUUGAGGGAGAUCGGAGCAGGCAAGCCUGAGAUACGUCGGCCAGUUUCAGCGGAACUGAACGGCGAGAGCAGCGUCGAGGCGGGAAGGCGGCUGACCGAAGCAGGAGCCACCUACCCGUGGGUCCUGUGCGACGUGGAUCCCAAGCCGUAUCGGCUCAACAGUGGUCUCUUUGUGGCGUCGCGCUAUCCCGUGCUUGACCCCGAAUUUAUCCGAUUUUCGGUCGCCUCGCGCGAUGAUAUCUUGGCUGGCAAGGGCGUACUCGGGUGCUCUGUCGUGCUGGGCGAGAUCGGAGGCCGCAAGUGCAAGCUCACCCUCUUCACGACGCACGCUCAGGCGGGUCACUACAUGCGCAUUCACACCUACCAGUUCCGUGCCAUCAUGGAAUUCAUGAAAUACUACAACCAAAAGUUCCUGGGUGCAGAGGACAUCAUCGUGGCGUCCAUGCUCAUGGGCGACUACAACCUCGGCCCGGUGUCUUCGCGUCCUGAUCCAAAGACCGGCAAGCUUCAACUCAACGACGAGUGGUCGGUAAUGAAGGCGAUCUUUGACGAGUACGGCAUGCAGAACUACUUCUACGACAAGACGCCCGAAGGGCUGGCCCGCGAGCGCAACCGAGAGAUUAUCCUGCAAAUCCAGGACUUGUGGUACGACGAGGGUGCGAGGGCCUGGGAGCGCUAUCACGUAAAGGGCGCCACGAAGGAAGCCCAGGAUCUCGAGCGGGCCGACAGAUCGCGGGGCAACAGGAUCGACAUUCCCUGGCAAAUGGACAUCUUUGCACUUCUCGCCCUGCUCAGAACCCUCGUGACCAAGAAGGAAACGGAACCGAGCGACACCCUGGAGGCGACGGUGGAGGCUGAGCUCAAGCAGGAGCUUGCUCGUCAGGUCGCCGUGGGGAAAGACAAGAAGAAGCGCGAGUCCGCGGAUCUCGGGGAGCUGAACGUGAUACGCAUUGUGGAUCUGGUGGGACAGCUCACCGGUUUGUCCGAUGGCCAGGGCGGUCUCGUGGAGAAGCUUAUUCCAGGAUCCGCCAUCGAGAUGAAGGGUUACCGAACACUCUUCCCCACUGAGGUGAAGCUGUGCGACAUCGACCACGUCUUGAUGCCAAAGAGAAUCAACGGCCGCAAGCCCUUGGUGAAGCGAGCGCACAUCAAGAUCGUGACGGAGGGCGUAUUCGAGUACACCGACCACUACGGCAAGCGAACGACGCUCGACAUCGAUUGGGAUCGUCUGCGGGAUGGUCGCGAAGGCGCAGAAGCGACGUUACCACUGCGGGACAGUGGCGCUGGUCAACGCGUCUCGAUUGAUGACAGCGAGGAGGUCGAAGUCGAGGGACCCGGCAAGGAGAGAAUACGCGAUCACGUCGUGGCCUCGUCCUCGUCCUCGUCCUCGUCCGCCGCCUCGCCCGCCACAUCACUGGGCCAAGAGAUCGUCAUCCCGAUUGAAUAA
Molecule: messenger RNA, 1989 nt
Organism: Acanthamoeba castellanii str. Neff
Lineage: Eukaryota; Discosea; Longamoebia; Acanthamoebidae
Exons: 12
Coding region: 1-1989 (662 amino acids)
Cellular component (GO): cytoplasm
Molecular function (GO): sphingomyelin phosphodiesterase activity
Source: RefSeq, a predicted model, not a curated record